AUGAACCAUGUGGUCCGUGCACUUCUAGAAACUCGCUGUCACUUCCGACCUCCAUCAGUUCAAGCCGAAAGCUGCUGUGACCACCCCUCAACGAGACUAUUUCCCGGUGCAACAAUUUCAUCACUAUUGAAGAGCAAAAGGCCUGUGAUCUUAGUCAAGCCCAGCAAACUUCCGCUCAAGACGUGA
This is a messenger RNA of Penicillium psychrosexuale, 186 nucleotides long. RefSeq lists its product as uncharacterized. NCBI's taxonomy places the organism in Eukaryota, Fungi, Ascomycota, Eurotiomycetes, Eurotiales, Aspergillaceae. The record is from RefSeq and is a predicted model, not a curated record. The transcript has 2 exons. Bases 1 to 186 code for a protein of 61 amino acids.